Anthostomella pinea is the source of this 2490-nucleotide messenger RNA. Lineage: Eukaryota; Fungi; Ascomycota; Sordariomycetes; Xylariales; Xylariaceae. The record is from the annotation of a GenBank genome assembly.
AUGGCAGAGGCACAGGAACAGCCACAGGCUCAACCUCAGCCUGAACCUGUCUCGGCCGCCGCUGAAGAACCAACCCAUGCCCUCCCACAUCCGCUGUUGGCUCAGUCCCCGUCGUGGUCCUUGUCACAAGCUUCCCAGGGUUGGGACAAGACACAAGAGGAACAGGCACACCACGCUCAGGUCCAGGCUCGCACGCCUCCAGAGGCAGACGCCCAUGUCUCCCAACAGGCACUCGCCCCAUUAUCACGGCCGACUUCACCACCGUCUACAGAUGCUGCCCCGUAUGCAAACCUAGACGCCGCCUCAAAGCCGGAGCAGAGGUUGUCGGCAGAGGAGCAGGUAGCAGCACACGACGCCCGUCACCUUGGUCAGGCUCACGUUACCGACGCCCCUAAUCCCACGACGACACCACCUACAUCCUUACCUCUGCCUGUUCCUACGGCCACUGUCGCUACCGACCUCGAUAUCCACUCGACGACACCCCCGGCUGCAGCAGCUGCCGCAAGUAUCGCCAACACCAAUAGCGAUCCGGAAAACCAGCGAGAGACACCGGAGGGCGAGCAAAACGGCGUCGCGUCGAUAGCGGGAGCCAUGUCGAACAACCAGCCCCACCAUAACGGACCGCCUCUACAGACUGUCGGUUACCAGCAGCAUGCGCCAGCAUACUCGGUGCCUGGCAUGAACAAUGCACAUUAUGGGUACCAGAACAUGGCGAACCAAGGACAUGAUGCUUAUCGAGCGAGCCAGAGCGCUGCCAACAGUGCGAUGGCGCUACCGAGCAUGCGCACGUUGGACCACGUACAGCCGCAGUCCCAGCAGCAGCAGCAGCAGCAACAGCAGCAGCAACAACAACAACAGCAGCAUAUGGCGAUGGCAGCGCUGCCCGUGACACCAGUGUCGUCGGUCCCUGGGCAGCAAGCCAUGUCCUACUAUGGACAAGCGGUCCCCAUGGGCGGCAUGGCCAAUAAUGCGUAUGGCGGCGGCGGCCUGCCACCUGAAGCAUUGGGUCAACGCUAUGCUCUGCCUCCCAGCGGUCCAGGUUCCGCCUUGGCAAACGGCCGCCACAAGAAGUGCGACGAGACACACCCUGUCUGCAAGAAUUGCCAGAAAUCAAAGCGCGAGUGCCAAGGAUACGAUCCCAUCUUCAAGAACCAGCAACAACACCCGACCAACAUCCAACCUGCACCUAAUACCCAGACAUCCCCCUCCUCGUCCGUCCCAUCCAACGGCCUUCCCGCCUCAGCUAGUCCCGGGUCCGCGCCGCAAUCGUAUGCGAAUCUCCCUUCGGCCAACUCUAGUACCGCUCCCCGGACCACCUCGUAUAGUCCUGGCCUCGCAUCCGUGACGGCAGGUGCAUCGGAUAUCAACAGCCAAGGACACCAAUAUACUUCCCUUGACCCCUCGCUAGAAGGCGUACUAGCAACUUCGAGUAUGUCGACCUCCCACUUCCCAGCGAUCAAGCCCGUCAUCCCUCAUACCGUUCACCACAGAACACUAAACCCGCCGCAUCUCAGAGGCGGCGGUUCCUCUUCCGUUCCCUUGUACCCUUCUGCAUCGCACCACUCGUCAUCGCCCUAUCAAUACGGAACCCCGGCUUACUCUGGUUAUUCAGCAUCCAAGAUGAAGGUCCACGAGCUUGUUGCCUUGGGGAGCGCUGCUCCGCCUUCGAUCCUUGGCCGCCUGAACCAGGAAAAGUUGGACGAGGUCAGGAGCCUCUACGACCAGGUCUACGCACCCGGCUUGAAAGAGUUCUUUGAAUCCGAUUGGUUCAAGUCACCUCGGGGUCUGAACGCGCUUGGACUCAAUCAUGGUGUCAACGAGACGGCUAUAUCAUUCUUGCAGUCCCUUUCCAGAAGCAACGAUACCAAUGACGUCGCGGCAAUGGCCCGUUCGGCAAAUUUGGAGUUCCGGGUUGUGUGGGCACUAACUACACUCGUAUAUGGCACAAUAGGAGGCAGACUCAAUGGUGGCGGCAGCUUGCUAUCGCCUGAUGAUGGUCAUGAGGUGCAAAGCCGGGUUGUUGUGUUUGAAGCGUUGCUGGCCGGGGAGUUCCUUGACCAGAACCCGCUCACGCCACCUUUUCAUGUGGAUGUCAUGGACCCCAACUACCGAAGAAACAGGGCGUUCGAGUUCUGGCAUUGCCUCGCCGAAUUCCUGUGUGUCAAGGAUCGAGAAGGCGUGGAUAUGACAUUCCAGAGGGAAGAAAUUUUGGGGCAAAUGCGCGACUUGCUGGAUGGGCGAGAAAACCGCGAUGUUCUCUAUUCUCUGGCCGUCAUCCGAGCACUGGCCCCGAACUUUCCGUCCGACUUCGAGACCACUCUGCCUCCUCACCUGGAUGAGACCGAUCCGAAAAGCAAGCUGGCGGUGGCUCGCAAGUUCAUCCAAGACGAAGCGCAGGUCACUGGAGGCACGACCAACGUUGUGCGGCGUUUCGCAGAACUUGCCGUCAGGGCUUUCAUCGUUCCUGGAAGCAACAUUGUCCGACGAUGA